Calliphora vicina (urban bluebottle blowfly) is the source of this 1327-nucleotide messenger RNA. RefSeq names its product L-aminoadipate-semialdehyde dehydrogenase-phosphopantetheinyl transferase. Gene Ontology annotation, molecular function: holo-[acyl-carrier-protein] synthase activity; magnesium ion binding. Bases 88 to 972 code for a protein of 294 amino acids. NCBI's taxonomy places the organism in Eukaryota, Metazoa, Arthropoda, Insecta, Diptera, Calliphoridae. The transcript has a single exon. The record is from RefSeq and is a predicted model, not a curated record. Gene Ontology annotation, cellular component: cytosol.
UUAUAUUGUAUACACAUUUACUUUAAAAUUACUGUACACACUACUAAGUUUUAAUGACUUUAAAACUAUAAAAAACCAAUAAUAGAAAUGACAAAUAAAUUACAAACGACACGAUGGGCAUUUGACCUAAGCACUUGGUCACCGACAUUAAAUCAACUAACCCAAGCAGUUGCAGUCAUUCAGCCGGAGGAAAGGACUAGGUUAAUGAAAUUCUAUUUUAUAAAUGAUUUUCUAUCAUCAUUAGUGGGACGUUUGCUUAUGCGUAAAUAUGUCAGUGAAUGUUGCAAUUUGCCCUAUGAAGACAUUAAAUUUGCCAGAGAUUCAAGAGGAAAACCUUAUUUGCUGAGAAAUGAAGUGCUGGAUAAACAACCUACACCUGCUCUCAGUUUUAAUGUAUCCCAUCAAGGCAACUAUGUGAUAUUAGCCGGUGUCAUAAAUAAUACCUUAACAGAUUUUAAUGAUUUUGGCAUAGGCUGUGAUGUUAUGAAACUGGAAUAUUCUGGUGGCAAAGAUUUAAAGGAAUUCUUUCGUAUUAUGCAUAGAAAAUUUGCCGACAGUGAAUGGAGAUUUAUUAGACAACCUCAUUUUAAUCAACAGCAACAGUUGAAGGCAUUUAUGCGUCACUGGUGUCUAAAAGAAUCUUAUGUAAAAGAACUGGGUGUUGGCAUAACAGUGGAUUUACAAAAAAUAGUAUUUACUGUGGACAAUAGCAAAGAUCUCAGCUUGGAAUCUCAACCGCUAUGUGGCACAACACUUAGGUGUAAUGAUUUGCCCAUGACUCAAUGGUAUUUUGAAGAACAUUUGCUAAAUCCGAAAUAUUGUGCUGCUAUUGCAUUUCGCAAUUUUAAACCUGAAACAAGUGAUACAUUCAAAUUAUUGCCAAUAACACAACUAUUGCAAACAUCUGCUGCCCAAGAUGACAAAGAAAUUAUAAAUUAUUGUCGUAGCGUCUUAAGUAAACCUAGAAAAUAAAAAAACUAUUUAUGGCUGGCUCAUUAAGGAGUGUCUAUACUUCUAGAUUUAGUUUAUAGUUUGUUAAAUAUUAAAGUUAGACAUGUAAUAGACCAAUUAAUUGUUGUUUAUUAAAUUUAUUUGUUUAUUUUUUGUUGUAAUAUUUCGUGUACAUUUCUUUUUUUAUAUUUUGUAAAGUUUUAUCAAUGUUUAUGUUAAAUCAAUUUUUAAAAAAGGGGAGAAUUAUUUUUAUUGACCUGUAACUAUAGUAAUGGAAUUGUUAUUUUUUACUGAAAUCAUAAAUUAGGACAAAUAUGUAAAUAAAUUUUGUUAAGCAAAUGUUUUUUACAAAGGGUUGACAUUUAUUUUACUGUAU